Haemorhous mexicanus (house finch) is the source of this 5979-nucleotide messenger RNA. It is a transcript of the gene GALR1, whose product is annotated as galanin receptor 1. Gene Ontology annotation, cellular component: membrane. The record is from RefSeq and is a predicted model, not a curated record. Gene Ontology annotation, molecular function: galanin receptor activity. The coding region runs from base 167 to 1252 and encodes 361 amino acids. Gene Ontology annotation, biological process: positive regulation of cytosolic calcium ion concentration; negative regulation of adenylate cyclase activity; G protein-coupled receptor signaling pathway. The transcript has 3 exons. NCBI's taxonomy places the organism in Eukaryota, Metazoa, Chordata, Aves, Passeriformes, Fringillidae.
CUCCCGGCAGCGCAAGCUGCGCCCAGCGCGGCGGCACCUCCGCCCUCCCUCCCCGCCGCCCGGCGCUGGUGGGGCGGCUGCCCUGGACUCGCCGCGGUCCGAGGUGCCAGGGAGCGGCGGCUCCGCGUCCCGCCCGCGGAAACUUUGCCCGGCACGCAAGGGAAGGAUGGAGCCAGGAGAGCCCUCCGUGGCGCCCCUCAACCUGUCCCGAUCCACGGCAGAGACGCCCCGCGGGGAGUUCAACCUGUCCGGGCUGCCGGAGGCGGAGGGGAAGCCCCUCUUCGGCAUCGGCAUUGAGAACUUCAUCACCUUGAUCGUCUUCGGUUUAAUCUUCACGCUGGGGGUUCUGGGCAACACCCUGGUGAUCACGGUGCUGGCGAGGAGCAAGCCAGGCAAGCGCCGAAGCACCACCAACAUCUUCAUCCUCAACCUAAGCAUCGCCGACCUGGCCUACCUGCUCUUCUGCAUCCCCUUCCAAUCCACGGUCUACGUGCUCCCCACCUGGGUGCUGGGAGCCUUCAUCUGCAAGUUCAUCCACUACUUCUUCACCAUCUCCAUGCUGGUGAGCAUCUUCACACUCUCGGCCAUGUCUGUGGACCGGUACGUGGCCAUCGUGCACUCCCGGCGCUCCUCAGCCUUGCGCGUUCCCCGCAACGCGAUGCUGGGUGUGGGGCUCAUCUGGGCGCUCUCCUUCGCCAUGGCCUCGCCUGUGGCUCACCACCAGCGCAUCUUCCACCGUGAGACCAGCAACCAGACCUUCUGCUGGGAGUUCUGGCCCAACCCACGCCACAAGAAGGUCUACGUGAUUUGCACGUUCGUCUUCGGGUAUCUGCUCCCACUGCUGCUCAUCUCCUUCUGCUACGCCAAGGUUCUUAGUCAUCUGCAUAAGAAGUUAAAAAACAUGUCAAAGAAGUCAGAAGCAUCCAAGAAAAAGACAGCACAGACUGUUUUGGUGGUGGUAGUGGUUUUUGGCAUCUCCUGGCUGCCUCAUCACGUGAUCCAUCUCUGGGCUGAAUUUGGAGUUUUCCCACUGACUCAAGCCUCCUUUCUCUUCAGGGUAACUGCACACUGCCUGGCUUACAGCAAUUCUUCUGUGAAUCCAAUCAUAUAUGCAUUUCUAUCUGAAAAUUUUAGGAAAGCCUACAAACAAGUCUUCAAAUGCCAGAUUGGUAAUGAGUCGCUUCUGAAUGAUGCCAAGGAAAAUAAAAGUCGGAUAGAUACACCACCCUCUACCAAUUGUACCCACGUGUGAGUGUUGAGAAGCCCUGUAUGUUGGCUCUUCCUUUGUGUAAACUAAACACCAAGAAAAAGAAAAAGCACAAUGAGCUUUAUCCUGGGUUUAUCUUGAUAAAGCUAAUUGGUAUUUAAUGUACUGAGUUGCAUUUGUAACCAAAGUUUGUGAAACUCAUAUGAAUGUAACCUGGGCUGAUCCUUUGCAUCUUAGAUAGCUUUGUCAAAUAAAGCUCUUGGACUUUCAUAAAUAUUUGAGAAAAAAAAUGUUGAGAUGACAUGUCUGUAUUCUUACUCACUAAUCAUACAAAGGUACAAGAAAGAGAUGUUGAUGUGGUCAGGUAACUUUCUGACAUCUUACUCCAUUAAAGUGAAAAAUGGAUACAUUUCCUACAGAUAAUGUCCUACAGAUAAUAAAUGUCCUACAUGUCCUACAGAUAAUAAAUACUGGACUACUGUGAUUUCAAAGAGGAAAGCUUUUGUUUUCUCUUCAGAUUGUUUUAACAAUGCCUUUCUUCUUUUUAAAGUAAACCCGGGCUCUGAUUUGGAGUUGGAAUAAGUUGUGUACACCUUGAGGCAAUUGCUUUAGAGAGGAAAUGCUAUUUCUGUCUGUUUCGCUGGUUUUAAUAUGUCUUACUGAGCAAAGAUGGAUUGGCUUUCUACUUCAUAUGGCUGCCUUAGUGUAUACACAGAACUUUUGUGUACACUAUACAGAUUUUUUUUUAUGGCCUGUGUGUAAUUUUACCAAAAUAAGGAUUUGUGUCUAACUGAGGGAAGCUUUUCUUCAUGUGCUGCAUGUGCAUGUGUAUGUGUGUUUUCCUAAUUUCAUAGGCUUUGAGAUGGAGAUACACUUUUAGAAGUGCAAUGUAUACAUAUGUUUUAAAUUAUUAUGUUUCAUAGAGAAGCUCUAGACAAUGCUUAAAGGUAGCAUUUAAAGGUAGAAUUCCCUUUAAAGUUGUAGGUGGAUCUUGAUAUCAUGUAGUUUUAAACUGGAAAUUUGAAGAAGGUUGCAUUUAUAUUAAUGCAAAGUGCAUAAGGUAAAUGGUACAAUUCUGUAAAUUCUUUGAUAAAAUUAGUUGUUUCCACAACUUUAUAACUUUACUUAAAAUGUCUUUAGGCGGUAAAUUGUUAAAGAAGUAAUGAAAAAACACUUAUCCUUUAAAAACAUUCCUUCAGCUGGAGUAAGACAUGAUUUUACCUAUUUUUAUUAAUGACCCAUAGACUCAUAGAUCAAAAAUUGAAAUUAAAGGAACCUCUGGACAUCCUUUCAAGGCAGGGAUAACCUCAGUUGUGUCACUUCCUUACUAGGCAAAAUCUGAAAAUUUCUAAGGAUGGCAAUUCAACAAUAUAUUUGGAGCAAACUGUGCUAGUGCCUAAUCACCCUCACUAAAAUAUUUUUCCUUUUCCACAGCUGAGAUUUCCCUUGAUGUACCUUGUGACCAUUGCUUUCUUCCCUUUCACUGUGUACUGAAGCCUUUUCUCUGACUGACUAAUGUGCAAUUUUAAGAUGGCCAUUGAAUUUCCCCUCAGCCAUCCCUUCUGGAGCCACGUGCUGCUCUCAGCCUCUCCUCGGGUCCCUGGCUGGGUCAGUGGCCUUCCAGUGCCCUUCCUCCAGCAUAUCCAUCCCUCUCAUGACCUGAGGUGUUCAAAACUGAGGAGUGUGUUCCAGAUGGCCUCACAAGCUUGUGGCCUCACAAGCACUGAGCAGAGUGAUUGCUUCUCUUGACCCAUUGGCUGGUUCUUGCUAAUACAGCCCAGUAUUAUCUUCAUUUAUGGCCGCAAGGGUACACUGCUGGCUUAUAUUUAAUUUCUGCUUUACAAGCGCUUGGUUCCUUUUCUGCAGAUUUACAUUGAGUCCCAGUCCAAGUGUUGGGACUUGGCUUUUGGCUUUUUUGGUCUCCAUGCAUUUGAUAGCUGUUUCUUCCAUGUUUCCAGCUUACCAAGGGCCCUUUGAAGGGUAUGCUUGCUGUCCAGAGCACCCACCACUCCCCCAGGUUUGGUAUUGUGGGUAAAAUUGCUGAGUCCUGAAACCUUCUCCUGGUCUUUAAAGAUGCCAAGUGGUGUUGGCCAGAUGCUCUUUUAGAUUCCUUUUUCUCUACCAACUUGCUUUUAAAAAAAAUAAUAAUUCAGAGUGGUGGAACAUCAACUAUGGAGAGUUAGCUCACAUAAAAAUAGCUAUGUUUAUGUGUCAGUACUGCCUGCUUGGAAUCAGUAAAAUAAUAUCAAAGACAUACUGUUGCAGGCAUGGUGUUUGUGUCCAUUCUUUCAUGUGAAGAGACUAUUUGAUGAUAUUUCUAGGAACAAAAAAUAUAAGUAUAUACAAAUAUAUCUUUAAAAAACCACUAAAUUGGAAAAGAAGGGGUUAUCUAUGCAGGAAACCAUUUCCUGGGCUGGGAUUGAGGUUUGGAAACAGCCUAGAAAGAAGUUCCCUUGAGUUUUGAGAUACUCAUUGCCUCAACAACUCAAAUUAUUAAAACAUUAUCAAACUUCAGCUGAAUUUAUAACAUUUUAGGAAAUUCCACAGUUUUGAAAAUAAUAUUUUUAAUUUUUUAAAAUUGCUAUUUUAUGGUUUUCAAUAAAAAUUGGAAUAUAAGCAUAUAAUUGUAUUAAAAAUUAUAAUAACAAGCUGAUUUUGUUGUUUCAUCUGGAGAAGAAUUUUUUUCCUUAAUUGUACAUAAUUUUAAACCUUGGUGCUUGAUAGUAAUGGAGCUACACCUGUCUGAAAUUUUUAGGGUGAGGGAGUGGGAGGGUAGGGACUUCUGUAACAACUAGUUGGAGAGGUCCCACCUUGUUCCUGGUGAAUGUCACUGAAACUUCCACCUGAUUUUCAGGCAAACCUUAAGAAUCAGCUGACACUCCAAGGCUCAGUUUCCUGCCUGGAAGAUGCCUUUGUUGGUCUGUGUCUCUAAUGAGACUUUGUCAUCCUCAGCUGUGACACGAAGGUUACGAAUACAGCAGCAGUGGUAAUAUGUGCUGUGAGCUGUGUCCAACCCUGGAGCAGCUAGACACUUGGUCAGCAAGGUGUCCUGCCACAGAAAUGGCUGAUUUGGGUAGAAAAUCAGGGAAUGUAUGCUAAGAUCCCCUGCCACUGAGUAUUUGCUUACAUGUUCUGAGCUUUUUGGAGGGUAUUGUGGUUUCUGGUGGAAAGCAAAGAAAAAGUUUGAUGCUAUUGACUGGCUUAGUAUGUUUUUUACAUCUUUUUCUAAUCAGAAAGGUUGAUUUCAAUGUACAUGAAGUAAAGGAAAGAAAAAAAAAAAUUUUUCUGUCUAGGCCAAAGAGGAAAUAAUCCCACUGAAUUCCAUCCAUUGUGUAAAUUUGAAAAUGUAACGCUAUACAAAACAAAAUGGGUAACAGGAAUAUUUGCUCAGAUUCUCUCAAACUAAGGCACUGCAGCAGGUUUCUAACAAAGUUUGCAUUUUACACAUUACAUUUUCUGCUUUGCACCACUUCUGCCUUAAAAAGAUACAGAAAUCUCAUUAAAUAGGUAAAGAAAUUAUUCUUCCAGGGUUCUUAGUGCCAUGUUUGCCCUGCAUGAUUGUGAGUAGUGUGAGGUAUUAUAAAAAAGAUUACAGCAGUGCUCUUCUUCCUCUAAUAAAAACUAAAAUACAAUUCUAAGAUAUGUGUGGACCCAGAUGCACACUGUGCACUGCUAUGUAUAAAUCAGAUUUAGGAUCCAUAGCCAAAAAAACCCCAAUUAAGUGGCACUUGGCCAACAUACUGCUGAAUAUGUGCAAGCAUGCAGUAAAAUGAAGGAACUUCUGUAACUUUAUGCUCAGCCCUACUACUUCACAGGUAAGUGUGUUGCCCCCUUAACUCCUUUUGAAGAAAGGAAUCUUAAUUGCAAGUGAAGCUGACACUUAAUUGCUGCUUCUGAGUAAUUAAGCUACACUGUUCUCAGUCACAAGUCUGUACUAAACAUAUGUAGUAAUGUAAUCAUUCAUAAUUGCCUUAAAUUCUUGUAUCAAAAAAUGUAGAAUGUCUUCAAAAUUUUUGUAUGUCUGUGGUUGGUAAUAAAAUUUCAUGCUGUAAUAGAUUACAAAAAUAUACCCAAACUGGCUGAAAUUACAUGUAAAAAAUUGUGACUGUAUAAGGAGCAAACUUAAUUUUUGUAGUUGAGUGUUCCCAUCUGCAAUCCAAAUAUUCCUUCAAUAUUUUGGAUGAUGAAGUUAGUUGGAUCUGUGAGUACUUAAAAGUUCCUCAAAAAUAUUUUUUCUAAAUUUAACAAUUGAAAAAAAUCAAAUUUUUCAAACAAUUUAAUCUUCGGCAAGAUAUGGCAUUUAAAUGACAAUGUUCAAGUUAUGGUCCUUUGAGCUUUGUAUUACUUUGUGUGCAUGCAUCAUCUCUUCCUUCAAACCUUAACUUUAUUAUUUUCAUAAUUGAUUGGAUCUCCAUUUUCAAAAAAAUAAUGUCACUAUCUCCAAGAGAUAAACAUUAAGCUUUAUAUAUUUAAUGUUGCAGUGAAAUAAAUUUUGCUUUAAAUCCCACAUGAUAGGGAAGGAGAGGGAGAUCUUUUUAUAAAAUAAUUCUGUGAAUACAUUAUUUUAUUAUGUUAUCUUCAUGGUUGCUUCACAGUGUGAUGUGAUACAUUGAACCGAAUGAUAUUUGUGGUAUUUUGAGAAACAAGGACAGCAGAGAAAAGAACAGCAGAGAAAAGAACAACUUGUAUCUUACAGAGCUUGUGUUAGUGUUGUUUUCAGUACAUGGGCAAAUGUCAAUGACCAAAAAAUUAAAAAUUUGUGUUUGUUUCAA